AUGGACUGGAUGGCAGGCUAUUCCAUGACUGGCCUUUCUCGCGAAUGGGUCUUUGAUCCCUUUCGUUUGUUUCUUUCUGACGAAAAAAUUGACUUGUUUCUAGUUCAUAUUGGCGGAUUAGCAUUCGAUCUCUCAGAGGGUUUUCUUCUUGCUUUCGACAAGACCCGUCCUAUUGGAAUAUUUUUUGGUGCUAUGUUUCAUGGUAUGAAUUCUCAGAUUUUUGAGAUUGGUAUGUUUCCAUACGCCAUGAUGGCUACCAUGCCUCUGUUUUGCGCUUACAACUGGCCAAAGAAGGUUUUAUCCUGUCUACCUAACUUCAUGGCUAGGAUUCUACCAUCGCUGGAUGAUCCCCAAACUAGUACACACUGUGUAUAUCCAGUAUCCACCGUGAGUGAAGAUAAACAGCAGCUUGAUAGAGAGAAAACAGCAGAGAAAAAUCAAACCCCUGGAACAAAACACAAAGCUCUUGUGUUAAUUGUACUAACUUACAUAGGAAUACAGCUCUUCCUUCCAUAUUCACACUUCAUAACUAAGGUAAUUUUCUCCUUUAUUUCAGUCAUAGCAUCUUAAGUUUACUCUGAUAACACUAGUAUAUUUCUAUAGACUGUUUCUCCAUCAAAAGUAACCCUAAGGUCCCGUUCAUAUGUAGAAAACUUUUCCCGAGUAGAAGGAUUUCGUUGUGUAAAUGACACCCCUCCACGUGAAAUCUAAUGCUAACAUUAUGCAGGAUGUUUGUGACAUGAACCCAGCUUAGUAAUUUUUGCUUCCACGAGUCUCCCGUAGCUUAGUGAUAGAGCAUUAGGACUAGUAACCAGGCCCCAGUUGUUCGAAAGGUGGAUAACGUUAUCCACUGAAUAAAUCUCUAACCAGUGAAUAACACAAUUGGUUUUCCUAAUACUUAUCCACUGGAAUUAACAAUUAUUCCUCGAGCCCGAAUGGCCUCUGAGUCAAUAGGCCUCAUGGGCUAUUGACUCAGAGGACACGAGGACGAGAGGAAUAAUUGUUUUAGUAAAAUCCAACUAGUUGGUCAAAAAUAUCGACACAAAACAACUAUAGCUAGCAAAACGCGAUUCAGCCACCAUUGUUCUGGUUUUUAAAGCCGGCGCUUUUCGCUACUAGUGAGCUAUAACAUAUAGCUUAGUAGUAGCUCCACCAAUCAGAAGGCAGCAUUGAUAAUAGACCAUUAGGUGGAUUUUACUAAAAGGAUUUAUCCGGUAGAUGGCGCUAUCCAUGACCUUUUGUCCCCUGUUGUUCAAACGUUAGGUUCAACUCCUAUCGGACGAACUUGAAUUUCGUCUUUUCCGAGUCAUGUGAGGUGAAACUGAUAUUAAAAGCAUAAUUGUCAAUCAGCUUAUUAUCUUUUCUGUUGUAGGGAUAUAAUUCGUGGACUCAAGGUCUGUAUGGCUACUCCUGGGACAUGAUGGUGCAUUCAUGGAGUACUCAGCAUGUUAGGGUUAAAGUAGUGGACCAGGUGUCAGGAGAGGUCACUUUUAUAAGGCCC
Porites evermanni is the source of this 1501-nucleotide messenger RNA. The record is from the annotation of a GenBank genome assembly. Lineage: Eukaryota; Metazoa; Cnidaria; Anthozoa; Scleractinia; Poritidae.